Chenopodium quinoa (quinoa) is the source of this 891-nucleotide messenger RNA. RefSeq names its product protein trichome birefringence-like 8. The record is from RefSeq and is a predicted model, not a curated record. Lineage: Eukaryota; Viridiplantae; Streptophyta; Magnoliopsida; Caryophyllales; Amaranthaceae. Gene Ontology annotation, molecular function: O-acetyltransferase activity. Gene Ontology annotation, cellular component: Golgi apparatus.
AUGUGUCUCAGAUUCAAUGCAAGUGAUUUUCUAGAGAGAAGCAGAAAUGGAAGGAUAAUAUUCGCCGGAGAUUCGAUAGGAAGAAACCAAUGGGAGUCACUAUUGUGCAUGCUAUCAACCGGAGUUUCAAACAAAUCAUUAAUAUAUGAAGCAAAUGGAGUUCCUAUAACCAAGCACAAAGGAAUCUCAAUGAUAUUUCAGGACUUCAACUUGAGUGUUGAGUAUUACCGUGUCCCCUUCCUUGUACGACUAAGCCGUCCACCACCUAAUUCGCCGGGACAAGUACAUGGAGCUAUUAAGGUUGACAAGCUCCACUGGUGGUCGGAGAAAUGGCUGGGAGCAGAUGUUUUCGUCUUCAAUAAUGGUCACUGGUGGCAUGAGGCGAAAACUAUCGCAUCGGGCAUCUACUUUCAGGAAGGAGGGGUUGUAAAUAUGACAAUGGAUUACACUGAAGCUUUUCGAAGGUCGAUGAGGACACUGAAGUCAUGGGCAGAAGAGAAGUUAAAUUCACAAAGAAGCCACAUUUUUUUUCGAAGCUAUGCUCCAGUUCAUUACAGGAAUGGAACAUGGGAUGCAGGAGGUACUUGUAAAGAUAGCCUGGCCCCUGAGACGAGCAAAAAGAAGCUGCAGGCAGAUCCGCCAUUCAACCAAUACGUUCUAGAUGUGGUCAAAGAAAUGGAAGGCAAUGAGAUGAAGGUCAAUUUUCUGAAUAUUACAUAUCUGUCUGAGUUUAGAAUGGAUGGCCACCCAUCGAUCCAUCGCGAGCCACUUUCUGAACAGCACUUCAUAGAAGACUGUAGCCAUUGGUGUCUACCUGGGGUUCCAGACAUAUGGAAUGAACUUCUAUACUCGCAGCUGCUGGCAAAAGAUUUUAGAACCAAGAGAAACUAA